Ilex paraguariensis (yerba mate) is the source of this 1699-nucleotide messenger RNA. The record is from the annotation of a GenBank genome assembly. NCBI's taxonomy places the organism in Eukaryota, Viridiplantae, Streptophyta, Magnoliopsida, Aquifoliales, Aquifoliaceae.
AAGCUUUUCACCUUCAAUUCCAAGGUACUCAUUUUGCAUUUGCGUUUGCGUCGCUCCAUAACAUUUAUUCUCUGAUCUGAUCAUUAGAUUUUAUAUGUUAAGUAAUUCUUGUACUUUUUUCUUGAAUUCUGAGAUUUAGUGAAUAGCAUGUGUUUGACUUUUUGAUCACACGAGAUAGCAUCAAGAAUUGUUUAAAUUCAAGAAUUUAUGUGAAUUGUUUAGAAUUCUUUAUUCGCCAUUAAUAGAUAAUUCAAUGUGCUUGCUUCUACGCAAUUUUAUUUUUUGUUGUUUGGAAUCUGAUCUCUUCCAUUUUUGGUUAUUCAUAGUGACUAAUAAGAGCUAAAUUUUAUUUUUGGUUUGAUUUUGAUUUGAUUUGGGUGUCAUGUCCCUCGAUUCUUUUAAGUUUUGCAUGUUUAUUGGUUUUUUUUUCGUGGAAGUUAGUGAGAAGGGUUUUGAAGAAUAGAAGAAAUUUGUAGAUUUGUGGGAGCCAUUAGAGCUAGGGCUCUAAAAGAUGAGUGACAAUUUGAUGGAGAAACUCAGUGCCUUUGGUGAGCGCUUGAAGCUCGAAGGGUCUGAGGUCAGCCAAAAGAUCAGUGCUGGCAUGAGCUCUAUGAGCUUCAAGAUGAAAGAAUUCUUCCAAGGCCCAAAUCAGGUUGAUAAGCUCGUUGAAGAAGCAACAGCUGAAACUCUAGAUGAGCCUGAUUGGUCCACGAAUCUCGAGCUUUGCGACAUGAUUAAUCACAACAAGAUUAGUAGUGUUGAACUGAUUCGCGGGAUAAAGAAGCGGAUCAUUUUGAAGAGCCCCAGGGUUCAGUACUUGGCUCUGGUGUUGCUUGAGACACUUGUUAAAAAUUGUGAGAAAGCAUUUUCAGAGGUUGCGGCCGAGCGGGUGCUUGAUGAGAUGGUGAAGUUGAUUGAUGAUCCUCAGACAGUUAUUAAAAAUAGGAACAAGGCUCUGAUGCUGAUCGAAGCAUGGGGGGAGUCCUCUAAUGAGCUCCGGUAUUUGCCUGUUUAUGAAGAGACAUACAAGAGUUUGAAAUCCAGAGGUAUGCGGUUUCCUGGUCGUGAUAAUGAGAGUUUGGCUCCUAUAUUUACUCCUCCCCAAUCAGUUUUAGCUUCUGAUUCAGAUGCUAGUCCUGCCCAGCAUAUCCAUCAUGAUAUUCCUGUGCAAAGCUUUUCAGCUGAACAAACAAAAGAAGCAUUUGAUGUGGCACGAAACAGUGUUGAGCUUCUAGCCACUGUCAUAUCCUCUUCACCGCACCAAGAUGCUUUAGAGGAUGACUUGACAACCACACUUGUACAACAGUGUCGCCAGUCCCAGUUUACUGUGCAGAGAAUCAUAGAUACCGCUGGGGAUAAUGAGGCCUUGCUCUUUGAAGCCUUAAAUUUGAAUGAUGAAAUCCAGAAAGUCCUAUCAAAGUACGAAGAUAUGAAGAAAUCUUCAGUGGUUCCACCAGAGCUGGAACCUGCAAUGAUACCUGUGGUGAUUGAGCCUGAUGAAUCACCUCGCUUAGUGAAAGAAGAUGCUCUGGUCAGAAAACCAGCUGGCUCUCGAGGUGGAGCCCAGGGAGGGAACAAUGAUGACAUGAUGGAUGAUCUUGACGAGAUGAUCUUUGGUAAGAAAGCGGGUGGAACAUCCAAAGUGGGGCAUGAUAAAAGAAAGCAGCAAUCACCAAAGGAUGAUCUUAUCACCUUCUGA